AUCAUUUUCCAGUCGUACACGGGUUUAUCACAACCGGCCAUAAGGCGACUGAGGUCAGCAAUAGCCGAGAAGAAGAAAAAGCAAAAGAAAGCAAAAGGUCUAUUUUCAACGUUGGGUCGUAAAGAGGAUCGUGAUAACAAAAAUAAAGUGUUCGUUCCAUCCACAACUAUACCUUCAACGAAUCCUGUAGCGCAGACGAGUGAACAAGAUGCAACAUGCCUGAUCACUAAAGAUCAGGUAAGCUAUUCUUCUUUGCUGAGCAAUAAACCAGAUUAUUGGUUUGGUCGAAUUUACCGAAUCAAAUUAAUGGAACGACUUGGCGAAGGUUCGUUUGCGAUCGUGAAACGAGCCAUUUGGACACGGAGUGAUGGCACGAAAGUGGACGUUGCGGUUAAAAUCCUACGAGACGCAACCGCGGAGGUGAUUGAAGAUUUGCAGACCGAAGUGAAUAACAUGCAAAAACUGCAACAUCCUUAUUUGAUACGUUUGUACGGAAUCGUUUUCUCAAAUCCCGCAAUGAUGGUAAUAUUCCGUUGUGUUCGGCCUAUUUUGUUGUUAUUUGAUUUCAUCAGAUGA
Molecule: messenger RNA, 576 nt
Organism: Anisakis simplex (herring worm)
Lineage: Eukaryota; Metazoa; Nematoda; Chromadorea; Rhabditida; Anisakidae
Source: the annotation of a GenBank genome assembly